AUGAGUAAACCAGUUGAACAAGCGCUCAGCAACCUCAUACCCCGACACCCAGGCGCGCUCCCUCCCGAGCUCAUCGACCUAGCGCGCUCCCUCUUAGCACAGUCUCGAGCUAAAGUCAGCAACCUGAAAGCGGAAGAGGAGAUAGGCAGAACGUUAAAAACAACCCUCAACCUUCCACCCAUUGAACCCCGCCCUCCAAUCCCACCCCGCGUGUACAAUAAACUCUACAUCUACUUUAACACCCUCCUCCCCGCUUCUACUUCUCGGCGAAAAUCAAGGAAUAAUACAGCGUCUGCAUUAUCAACAUCCUCUAAACCAAAUGACCUACCAGAAAAGCAAACUCCGAUCAAGCCUAACACCCCAUCACGCUUCAGCAAGAACCGCGUGCCCAAAUCCGGACUACAAUAUGGCAAUGAGAAGCAGAGGGAUGAAAGGGUACCGAAGUGGGUACCGCCCGUGGUGAGGAAGCUCUGUGCGGAAAUGGAUACCCAAACUGCGAUACCGCAUGUUCUUGCGGGCGUGGAAUCGAUUCUAUGUUUACCGCUUGCCAAACGAUCGGGGACGAAACUGCCUGCGCUUGUGGCGGCGGUUUGGUUUUUCGUCAUACAGGAAUUGACGGGCAAGAAUAUUAGUAAGCGGGAGUUUACGCAGCGGAGGACGAGGGUAUUGGAAGUUUUUUCUUCUUUGAGGGAGGAUGAGGAGAUUAUUGAGAAAAUCGGUGAUGGCGAGGAAGUGUGGGGCAGUUGGGAGGAUGUUGGGUUCGCGGAUGUGCAGGCUUGGAUUGUGGAGGUUACGCAGGGAGAUUGGUUAGAGAUGGAUUGGUUUGUUAAUAUUGGGUCAUCGGGUGAUGAUGGGGAUGCUAUGGAUGUUGAUGGGGAGGAAGAGGACCAGGACAUUGACGACAUGUCGGCGCCGAGGAGAAACCAGAUGGGUAUGGGCAGGAUGAUGCAGGAUGAGUACGAUUAUCUGAGUGCUGAGAAUCAGGAGGAGUAUGCGGAGUGGAGGGAGAUUAUGCUGAGCACGAUUGAUGAUUUGAUCAAGGAAGGAAUCAUGAAUAUGGAUCCACCGGACAGCUAG
Molecule: messenger RNA, 1077 nt
Organism: Venustampulla echinocandica
Lineage: Eukaryota; Fungi; Ascomycota; Leotiomycetes; Helotiales; Pleuroascaceae
Exons: 2
Coding region: 1-1077 (358 amino acids)
Biological process (GO): DNA replication
Cellular component (GO): nuclear origin of replication recognition complex
Molecular function (GO): DNA binding
Source: RefSeq, a predicted model, not a curated record